Gasterosteus aculeatus aculeatus (three-spined stickleback) is the source of this 3165-nucleotide messenger RNA. The record is from RefSeq and is a predicted model, not a curated record. Lineage: Eukaryota; Metazoa; Chordata; Actinopteri; Perciformes; Gasterosteidae.
UGCUUAAAUAGCAGCCUGGAUUUCAUGGGUGGGGUAACAAUCAUGUGAAGAACACAUUUGUCUCUUUAGGAAAGGUUUCAUCAACAAAAUGAAAGUGAGGCACAGCGAUGUGCUUGUCCCAUCUGACAUAGUGGGACACUUUAGCUGGACCCCUUCCUUGUCCUCUUGGUGUGCCCCCACCCGAAGACUUCCCUUCCCGUCCUCCACCUCCACCUCCCCCCUCUCCGGCCGCCCCUGUGAUGCCUCCCUCGUGCUGUGGCUACCUGUCACAGUACACUCAUCAUCAUCUGGUUGUCUUCCUGCUCACCUUCUUUAGCUACGUGUUGCUGCACGCCUCCAGGAAGACGUUCAGCAAUGUUAAAGUGAGCAUAUCGGCCCAGUGGACGCCAUCUGUCCAGAAUGGCAGCGCGUUCUCCCCCGGCGAGACUUGGGAGGACCAUCGCAUGUUUUCGGAUGAAAGGAACGCCACUCUGUUCUUGGGAGCCCUGGACUCCAUCUUCCUCUUCUCGUAUGCAGUGGGUCUGUAUUUGAGCGGGGUGGUCGGGGACCGAUUUAACCUGCGCUACGUGCUCUGCUUCGGCCUGUGUGGCUCUGCCGCGGUGGAGUUCAUGUUCGGCACCCUCACCGAAUGGCUCCACAUCUACAACGUCUAUGUGUACUGCAUCCUGUGGGUGGUGAACGGCCUGCUGCAGUCGGCGGUCUGGCCCUCCGUCGUGGCCGUCAUGGGCAACUGGUUCGGCAAGCAGGGCCGUGGCUUUGUGUUCGGCUUGUGGAGUGCUUGUGCCUCCGUGGGAAACAUCCUGGGAGCCUUCCUGGCUUCUAGCGUGCUCAAGUACGGCUAUGAGUACGCCUUCCUCGUGACAUCAGUCAUCCAGUUUGCCGGUGGCGUGGUGGUGUUCUUUGGCCUGCUUACCUCUCCAAAAGAAAUCGGUCUGAGCUCCGACUCAGAGACCGGACUGAGUGCCUUGGAGACGGACUCCGACAGCCACAGGCCUUUGAUGAGUGACGGGGAGGCAGAGGACGACGACGACAAGGAGGAAGAGGUGGAGGCGCAGGACGAACCUCUACCUGCGCCUCCCCGAGCCAUCACCUUCUGCCAGGCCUUCUGUCUGCCCGGGGUGCUGCCUUACUCCCUGGCUUAUGCGUGUCUGAAGCUGGUCAACUACUCCUUCUUCUUCUGGCUUCCUUUCUACCUGAGCAACAACUUUGGCUGGAAGGAAGCUGAGGCCGACCGGCUGUCGGUGUGGUACGACGUUGGAGGAAUCCUCGGAGGGACCGUUCAGGGGUUGAUCUCUGACCUCAUGGGAAAGCGAGCGCCGGUGUUGGCCAUCAGCCUGGCGCUGGCGAUGGGAGCCCUAGUGGGAUACAGCAACUCGCCUAAUGACCAGGUGAUAAACGCAGCGCUGUUAGCUGCCACGGGCUUCUUCAUCGGCGGUCCAUCUAAUAUGAUCAGCUCGGCCAUAUCUGCUGACCUCGGGAGACAGGAGGCCCUGAGGGGCAGUCAGCAGGCGCUGGCUACCGUCACCGGCAUAGUGGAUGGAACCGGGAGCAUAGGAGCUGCUUUUGGACAGUACCUGGUGUCCCUAAUUGAAGGCAAACUGGGCUGGAUAUGUGUCUUCUACUUCUUCAUCGUCAUGACAGGGGGCAGCAUUCUGUUCAUCUCUCCGUUGCUGUUCAAAGAGGUGCGAGCCAUGUGGAGAGACAGACAAGCGCUGCGACGCCAGCUGUGAGGGCGUCCAACAUCUGCAAACGGCUGCUUUUUAGGUGUGUUUCCGGGAGUUGAAGUGAUUUUCGUGGCACGCUGCUUCUCACUGCCACAGUAGACCCGGAGUUAUGGAGACACCACUUUGAUUCCCACAACCGCCGAUGUAAGCAGAGCGUCUCUGAGCACUGAAGUCUUAUCCACUUACAAAAAGCCUAAACAUGUAAGCGCACACUUCUUCUAGCGGGACGUAGAGGUUGUGUUGAAGUGCCUGUUUUGAAAAUGGGCUUUUAAAGGGAGCUGUCCAGUCUGUGAAUUCAAGCCUCGUGGGGCCAUCGCGGAAUGUACUACUCUAUAUAUUUUAUGAUUUUAAAUGGAUGUAAAAACCUUUUUUGAAAAUGUAAACUGGGCCAAGUUGAAAUGAAGUUUUGCCUUUUUUUUAAAUCACGGGUUCUUAACUUAAAGGUCAGACACUCUGGAUCGCCUAAAGAAUGUGAAUAAUAAUUGUGUUGUAGAUAUGUAUAAUAAUUGGGCUGCUUGUGGUGGAGGUAAUGAAAAUUGCACUGUGGUGUGGUAAUAAGGAAGAGUCUUGAUGAUUUUAGUGAGCCACUCACAUCCUAGCUGGGUUUUUGGGCAACUUUCUUUUCACGGCCAUUUCAUUUGUUUACAGUUUUGCACAAUCAGGGUUGGAAAAUAUACAGGGAUUGGUUCUCUUGAUUGUGUCAAAGAUGGAUAUAUAUAUAUACAUAUACUUAUACUUGUUCCUUUUUCAAGUUUUAGUGUCUUAAGUCACAAGCUAUAGCUGUGAAAACCGUCACACAAACACACGAGGAAACCCGACAAGAAAAGUCCACCAUUGUCUUAUUUCACACAUUGGGUUCAGCAUCACUUCCCUAUUGCACAUUAAAGUGUACAAUUUAUACUGACAUUUCUGAACACACGUUUUGCCGGUUUGUAGCAGAAGCUGCUUGUUGUUGGGGGGGAUUUUCACUGUAAAUCUGUUUCUGAACAGAUUUGUUACAUUUGUGAGGCAAAUGAAGGUACAAAAAAAUACUUUAAUAUCAAUACUUGUCAUUGGUGUAUACAAAAUAAUACGGUAACAGCAGUUAUGAGCAGGUUUUUGUUAUGGCUGCUUGUCUACUCAACGAGAACACUUUGUCUUGGUUAAACUCAGUGAACGGCACUACGAGUAGUGAUUAUACACACACACCAGAUUAGCUCAACUGUUUAAAGUGCUUUUGACAUCUGUAACAUCUGGGCAUUUUGGUAUCCUCUUCCUCUCUGUUUAGGAGCACCUCUGAUGUCUCUACACUUGCCAAAUGUAAAACAAUACCAAUUGAAAAAAUAUAUAUUGAAUUUGUAACACUAUUUGUGGUGCAUCUUUUAUUUUUAUUGAUGCUUACUUUACGUUUAAACUGAUGUAAAUGCAUAUUUAUUUUAAAUAAAUGCAAAUUACAUUUUGA